CUAUUGUUGUCAACAGCCAAUCAAAUCGGACGACACUGACAUACCUCCGGUGAGGGUAACUACAUGCAGCGUGUGCAUUGAAUUUAUAAACAGAGAAUUCGUAAUGGCAUCAAAGAAGAAAGUGUGUGUCGUAGGAUCAGGAAACUGGGGUUCUGCAAUUGCCAAAAUUGUGGGAAACAAUGUGUUGGCCCAGACUGAUCAGUUUGACACAGAGGUUAGGAUGUGGGUGUUUGAGGAGACAGUGGAGGGACGAAAGCUUACAGAGAUCAUCAACAAUGAUCAUGUGAAUGUCAAAUACUUGCCAGGAAUCCAGCUCCCCAAAAAUGUGGUAGCCAUUCCAGAUGUAAAGGAUGCAGCAGAGAACGCUGACAUUUUGAUUUUUGUCCUCCCCCAUCAGUUUGUUCGGGGCGUCUGUAAGCAGCUUGAUGGGAAAGUCAAUCCUGGAGCCAUUGCUGUGUCACUUAUUAAAGGUUUUGAUGUAGCAGAUGGUGGGGGAAUACUUUUAAUAUCAGACGUAAUACGAGAAAUGUUAAAGAUCCCCUGCGCAGCAUUGAUGGGUGCUAAUAUAGCCAAUGAAGUAGCCAAAGAAAACUACUGUGAGGCCACAAUAGGUAUAAAAGUCAAAGAGCAUGGUCCCCUUCUGAAGGACCUGUUCCAGACAGAUUAUUUCAGAAUCGUUGUCUGCGAUGAUGAAACCACAGUAGAAGUGUGUGGUGCUCUAAAGAACAUAGUGGCAGUGGGGGCUGGUUUUGCGGAUGGACUUGGUUAUGGAGACAACACUAAGGCAGCAGUGAUCAGGCUGGGCCUGAUGGAGAUGAUCAAAUUCUGUGAAGUCUUCUAUCCAGAAUCCAAUCAGUCCACGUUUCUAGAGAGUUGUGGUGUUGCUGACCUUGUCACCACUUGUUAUGGUGGUCGAAACAGGAAAGUAGCGGAGGCUUUUGUCAAGACUGGGAAGUCAAUUGAAGCACUUGAAGCAGAGAUGUUGAAUGGCCAGAAGUUACAAGGACCUCCUACUGCAUAUGAAGUCAAUUACAUGCUUAAAAACAAAAAGAUGGAGGAUAGAUUUCCAUUAUUUACUGCCAUACACAAUAUAUGCAAAGGGAAUUUGGAAGUCCAAAAGUUUAUGGACUGUCUCAAAAACCAUCCAGAGCACAUGUCACCUAAUCCACGCCUUUAGAUCUCUUGAAAACCUUUGCCUUGGCUGUAAUGAUAUAAACACUUUGGGAACAUCUUUUAGCUUUUGCAAUUUCUUCAUACUACCCUUUUAGACGCAGCAGCAAUAAAAUGUACAAUGGAACGUUUCGCUGAAUUUGCUUAAUUGUUGUAUUUAUUCCACAUUUAUCCAACCUUUCUGUUGUGAAAAGCUUGCAUGUAUUUGUUUUAAGAUUGCUUAUUUAUUCUUUUUUCUGUCCUUUUAAGUUUCAUAGUUGUUUGUUGCUUUAAGCAUUGUGUUGUCUUAUAUUUAAGAUAUGUAUAAAUUUAUUUACACUGUAUAGUAUAUAUGCAUAUUUGAGCACCAGUUAGAACUUGCUGAAUUGUAUGUUAUGCGCUUCAAGCUUUGCUUCAUUGAAAAUUCAAAAUCAUUAGAACAAAAAUCCAUUUCAAGGUGAUCAAUCAGUCAUAAUGUAACCUAUAUACAUGUACAUGUAUUUGAUAAAAGACUUGCCUUCCUAAUCUUGUGUUUUAAAUUCUAAUUAAAUUUAAAAAAAAAACAAAUUGUAAACAAAUAUCCAAAUAAAGAGGAAGAAAGAAAAAGAAUUUUCUUCACCCCCCCCCCCUUCCAUUAAAAAUCAACCCACCAAACGUUUGCGUCCAAUAACAUUUAUUUUGACUAGAAAUGCAUCUACAAAUGACGUAAUUAACACAUGCUUUACUUACCAUUAGAGAGAUGUGACUGACAAACAUUAAUUUUGUUGCACUAACAGAUUAUUUUUUAGGUUUUAAAGUGUAGACAAAACAUGUAGCUUUUAUUCUGUGGUUGAUAUUUAUAAACAGGUGAAAAUAUUUAUCAGAGGCAUAUGACUACUAUAUUUAUAGUUCAUGUAUUUAUUGUGUAAUAAAAUGUAUAGAACAAUUACUACAUCCUAUUCAAUGUAAUAUUCAAGGGCUAUGUAUUCAAUCAUGUUGUAGGCUUGUAUAUUUUCAUAAUAUUAGGAUGAUAUUUUAUCAUUGUUAGAUAGACGUCUUUGUGAAUUUGAUUUAGUGUGUAUGAAACUUGUUAGAAUAUUGUACAUGUAUGCCAUUUAAUUACAACAGUGAUCUAUAUGUUAGUUAACUGAUGAAUGAUAAUCAUAAGCUGUGGUGGCAUUAUUUAAUAAAAAUUCAACGUA
Messenger RNA from Magallana angulata, 2330 nucleotides. RefSeq names its product glycerol-3-phosphate dehydrogenase [NAD(+)], cytoplasmic-like. Gene Ontology annotation, biological process: carbohydrate metabolic process; glycerol-3-phosphate catabolic process. Gene Ontology annotation, molecular function: NAD binding; glycerol-3-phosphate dehydrogenase [NAD(P)+] activity; protein homodimerization activity. The record is from RefSeq and is a predicted model, not a curated record. NCBI's taxonomy places the organism in Eukaryota, Metazoa, Mollusca, Bivalvia, Ostreida, Ostreidae. The transcript has 10 exons. The coding region runs from base 104 to 1177 and encodes 357 amino acids. Gene Ontology annotation, cellular component: cytosol; glycerol-3-phosphate dehydrogenase (FAD) complex.